AUGGAAAUGGGUCUAUCACUGGACGAAACAAAGGAAGAAUUUGACCCAGAGAAUGUGAUCAAGAAGUUUGAAGAAAUAAGCAGGAAUGCAGGAAAAGUACAGGAAGAAACGCUAAGGAAGAUACUAGAAGAAAACGCCUCGGCCGAGUACUUGCUAAACGUAGGCCUUAAUGGAAGAACAGAUGAGGAGAGUUUCAAGCAAUGUGUUCCUCUUAUAACUCAUGAGGUUAUAGAACCUUAUAUUCAAAAAAUUAUGAAUGGAGAUUCUUCUCCUAUUAUUACUGGCAAACCUAUCCCAUCCUUUUCUUUGAGCUCUGGAACAACUCAAGGGAAGCGCAAGUUUUUACCUUACAAUGAUAAAGUCUUUGAUACCACCAUGCAAAUGUGGUAUACUUCUUUUGCAUACCGAAACAGAGAGUUUCCCUUAACAAAUGGAAAAGCAUUGGCAUUUGUUUACAGUAGCAAACCGUUUGUAACUGAAGGAGGGCUUAUUGCUGGAACUGCAACAACACAUGUUUUCCGCCACCCAAAAUACAAAGACUUAACCAAGUGUAUACGAUCCCAAAGUUGCAGCCCAGUUGAAGUCAUUUUCGGGUCCGAUUUUCAUCAAUCAUUGUACUGCCAUCUUCUGUGUGGCUUAUUGCACUACGACCAGGUCCAAAUAAUUUCUUCUUCAUUUGCUCACAGCAUCGUUCAAGCGUUUCAAACAUUUGAACAAGUUUGGGAAGAUCUCUGCUCUGAUAUCCGAUUUGGAAUCUUAAACGAGAGAGUCACUGAUCCCACUACUCGUGCUGCUAUGUCCGAAAUUCUCAAGCCUAACCCAAAGUUGGCUAACAUGAUCUACUACAAAUGCUUGGGUUUAACCAAUUGGUAUGGCCUUAUACCAGAGCUUUUCCCAAAUGCUAAGUAUGUUUUAGGGAUAAUGACAGGGGCUAUGGAGCCUUAUGUUAAACAAUUAAGGCGGUAUGCCGGGUGGUUGCCUUUGGUCUGUGCUGAUUAUGGAGCUUCUGAAGGAUGGAUUGCAGCAAAUGUCAACCCAAGAUCACCUCCUGAAGAGGCUACCUUUGCUGUUCUUCCGAACAUUGGAUACUUCGAGUUCAUUCCUUUGAAUGAGACUAGGAAUGGUGGUGCUGAACCAAAACCAAUAGGACUUGCUGAGGUUAAACUUGGUGAAGAAUAUGAAAUCAUCCUCACCAAUUUUGCAGGUUUAUAUCGUUACAGGCUAGGAGAUGUUGUGAAGGUAAUGGGGUUCCACAACUCGACCCCAGAGCUAAAAUUCAUAUGUCGUCAGAACCUAAUGCUGAGCAUCAACAUAGACAAGAACACUGAGAGUGAUCUACAAAUCGCGGUAGAAGAAGCUAGCAAGUUAUUGGCUGCAGAAAAGGUAGAACUGAUAGAUUUCACCAGUCAUGUGGAUUUAACCAAAGAAGUAGGCCACUAUGUGAUAUUCUGGGAGCUAAGUGGUGAACCUGAUGAAAAUGUGUUGAAGGAGUGUUGCAAUAGCUUGGACAAAUCUUUUGCUGAUGCAGGGUAUGUUAGCUCGCGCAAGGUGGGAUCGAUUGGACCGCUCGAGCUUCGGAUUCUGAAGAAGGGGACCUUCAAUAAGGUGUUGCUGCAUUGCUUGAGUAUGGGAACUGCUGUUAAUCAGUUUAAGCCACCAAGAUUUGUUUCUGAUAACAAUAAGCCAAUCUUGCAAAUUGUGUGUGGUAAUGUUGCUAAAAGUUACUUUAGUACUGCAUAUUAGCAACUUAUAAUUAGAGUGAUGUGUUUAAACAUCCAUAAUAAGUUUAUGUUAAUUUCUAGUAGUAAACCUUAUGUUUUUCUCAUUGACAGAGAACUAAAGUUUUAUUAUUUGUCUUUCAUAUGCUCUUUCUGUAGCCCCAUUUAUCGCCUGAUUCCAGUUUUUAUUUUUUUUUUAAUUUUUUUGGUGUUAGAGCGUGAUUUUAGUUGCAAUUAUUAAAAUCUAAGCUAGCUUUCUUUUGGUUUUCAAGGUUUUUUUUUUUUUUUUUUUUUUUUUCAUGUGUAUAUAUCAAUUAAAAAACAAAACCGAUUUUUUUUGUUUUUUAAACAACUGUCCGAUCCACUUAAAUUUAGA
Chenopodium quinoa (quinoa) is the source of this 2094-nucleotide messenger RNA. RefSeq names its product jasmonic acid-amido synthetase JAR1-like. Gene Ontology annotation, cellular component: cytoplasm. The transcript is spliced from 5 exons. NCBI's taxonomy places the organism in Eukaryota, Viridiplantae, Streptophyta, Magnoliopsida, Caryophyllales, Amaranthaceae. The record is from RefSeq and is a predicted model, not a curated record. The coding region runs from base 1 to 1743 and encodes 580 amino acids. Gene Ontology annotation, molecular function: acid-amino acid ligase activity.